This is a messenger RNA of Hyalella azteca, 2616 nucleotides long. RefSeq lists its product as uncharacterized. Gene Ontology annotation, biological process: RNA 5'-cap (guanine-N7)-methylation. The transcript is spliced from 3 exons. The record is from RefSeq and is a predicted model, not a curated record. The coding region runs from base 210 to 1181 and encodes 323 amino acids. Lineage: Eukaryota; Metazoa; Arthropoda; Malacostraca; Amphipoda; Hyalellidae. Gene Ontology annotation, molecular function: RNA binding.
CUUGAGCAUGGUAGGGGUGAUGCUAUUGUAUUGAGCAAAGGAUAUAUGAUUGAGAUUGGCAAAGGAAUGGUAAUGUAGCCUUAAACACAAGCUGUGCAAUGUGGUUGCUCUUGUUUCAGAGAACUUAAGUUAUAAUUUAUGGAAACCAGCCUGCUGAAAGGAGUUCAACAGACAAUUAUCCAGUAGUUACUUCUCAUUGUCAAGAAAUCAUGGCCAAUAGUGGGAUUGCUGUUGCAGAAAAGAGACAUGAAACUACACAAGUCCCUUGCAAUGACAGUUACUUGGCUGAGCUGGAAGCCUUAGCUGGUGAUCGAUACUCUGAACGCGAUGAAGAGUACAUGAAGGAAGUGGCUCGAAAAACUCCACCUCCUCCUUUAGUGGCACCUGAUCCUCGAAAAUCUCGCUUCAAUCAAGGAAGAAGAGUUGAACAUAAUUCUUCACAAAGCAGUUACAACAAUGAUCGCCGGGAAAAUUAUGAACGACACAGUAGAGGUGAUUCUAGAUCAUACAAUGGCAACCAACAUCAGACAGACAAAAGAUACUACCACACAAAUCAAAGAAGAGAAAUAAGCUCCCAAGAAUCUUGUAUGUCAAUUGGCUUGAAUGUGAAUGACAUUGGUAGUGAACAUCAACGGCAUGAGGACUUCAGUAAUAAUUCUCGUGAUAGGAGAGAUUUUGAUAGUAGGUUUAAGAGACAUAAAAACUUGGGUGACGAAUCUGAAAUGCAAAGAGACUUAGGGCGUGGGUUCAAGAUACAUGAAGAAUCGGGUAAUACUGCUCAUGGACAGAGAGAUUUUGGUAAUGGCUUCAGAAUGCACGGGUAUUCAGGCAGUACUGUUCAAGGCCAAAGAGAUUUCGGAAGUGGGUUCAGGAGGCACGAGGAGCCAGGCAACACUGCCCAAGGGCAAAUAGAUUUUGGAAGUGGGUUCAGGAGGCAUGAAGAGCCAGCCAACACUGCCCAAGGGCAAAGAAAUUUUGGAAGUGGGUUCAGGAGGCACGAGGAAUCGGGCAGCAGUGCUCAAGGGCAAAGAGAUUUUGGAAGUGGGUUCAGGAGGCACGAGGAGUCAGGCAGCACUGCCCAAGGGCAAAGAGAUUUUGGAAGUGGGUUCAGGAGGCAUGAGGAGUCGGGCAGCAGUGCUCAAGGGCAAAGAGAUUUUGGAAGUAAGUUUCUAAGAGAUUAGAUUCUACUCACAAUUUUCUAGACGUCAAUAGUUGUUUUCUUAGUGAGAGAAACCGCGAUUGAAAUUGUGAUCAAUAUGUGAAGUGAACAAUGUUAGUAAUACAUUACUAGAAUGUAUCUUUUUUAAUUACGGCACGCAGUGGUGAAAUGAAUCGGGUGGGAAAUUUUGUAAGCAUGAUAGCUGUUGCUGAAGCUGUUUUGGCCAUGCUCUUAAGUAGGCGCAGCCGCAGUACGUAGAAACGUCCCAAUUUGAAAAUCGCUGUAAGAAAAGACUGAUGUUAAAUAUGGUUUCUCGAUGCCAAAGUUCUUCCGUUUGGGUUGGUCCCAAGUAAAACAGGCUUGAAGAUGUCUGUCGUUAUGGGACAUAUACGACUUGACAGAGAUUCCCCAGCUCUAGCAGCACCAAGAAUCGAAGAAACCUCCAUGCAUGCCUAUGAAAAUAGCGGGGCACUGGUUCAUGCUGCGAUAUAUUUUUUUAUCAGGGCUGGUGCUAUAAAUGCUGAUCCUUGACAUAAAAAAGUGCCAUACCCAAAUGGCAAGACAUUCUAUCUAUGUUGCUCCUUCUGAAGAUCUGUUAGAUUUAAAUUAUUAUUAUUUGUAGCGAGCUUCACCUCUUUCAUCUAUUCAUGACCUCAGCAAUAGUUUAUUAGAGAGCGAUAAAGACAGAAUUGUUGAGUUUUUUUUGUAUGAUUAAAUCAUUAUUUAGACAACAAAUAUUUGAAAUGUGCUUCUUCAAGUUCGUCGUUCUCUAGGAGGUUUGUGGAAGAAAUAGAAGUGGUAUUUCGGCGAUCGUGGUUGCUCUUCUGAUGUAGUAUGAAGUUUGGCCUUCUGGAACAUAAUUUCAGACCGCCUAACCUGAUCUCGUGUUUCCUGACAAAAUCUCUGUCUACGGCAAAUAUACUUUUGGAACUUGCACAAAACAUGCAAGAGGUCAGAAAAGCAACUAACUUGUGGUGUUCAUCAAAUAGGUGUUUCAUUGUCUCAUUUCCAUUCAAAUUUAUUUGGACAGCGGGUUGAUGUAUCAUAGAUAAAAUUGUGUAUAUUCAUGUAAAAACAAUCGUAUUUUAUGAUUUGUAAUGUAAUUUAAAUAAUUCAUGUUGUUCUUAUGUCUGGUGAGAUUGUACUGCAUUAUAACAUGUUCAUAGGUUCGAAUGAUCUAGAAGAAGUCCUUUCUGGUUACAAAUUAUCAUUUCUGAAGCCUGUUUCUCCGUCCUAGCUAGUCGCUUUCAAAUGGAGAUCUGCGCGUUCGUCUCGUGUACGAGACAUGACUUAUCUUCGUUCUGUCUAUCAACACUAGAUACAAAUUUGGAUUUGAUCAUCUAAUCUAAUCAUUUGAUCAUAUCUAAAGAUCAUCUGAAGUUUAUACAGUAUCAUAGGCACAUUUUUCAUUGUGGUGGUCUGUAUAUAUCUUAUUAUAAACUUCGUUCAAAUGAGUU